Penaeus vannamei (Pacific white shrimp) is the source of this 721-nucleotide messenger RNA. RefSeq lists its product as uncharacterized. Gene Ontology annotation, molecular function: chitin binding. Lineage: Eukaryota; Metazoa; Arthropoda; Malacostraca; Decapoda; Penaeidae. The record is from RefSeq and is a predicted model, not a curated record. Gene Ontology annotation, cellular component: extracellular region.
AUAAGAUGAGCUGGGAGGUUUGUCCGAGUCACAACACUUCGAGCUUGCAAGUGGAAGCUGCUGUUAAAUCAUCGCCUUUCGUUAUUUCAACAUUGCAACUAUGCAUUUCAACAGGCUAGUCGCGUCCUUCGUGUUCCUGGCGGUCGCAGGAUUGAGUCGCGGAGGCCCAGUCGUCGUCACGGCCCCUCCUGAAGUGGCCGCCCAGUGCCCCUACACGCCGGGGGAGUACCCUCUGCUGCUGCCCAACCCCGUCGACUGCGGCUCCUUCUACAUGUGCAGCUGGUACGGGACGGCCCUGUUGCAGCACUGUCCUCCUGUGCUCACUUCAACGCCAAACUGCAGGUGUGUGACUCUCCUGAACACGCCAACUGUAUCGAGAGAACUACAGCUGCCCAUGUCUCCAGCACCUCAACUGCUGCUCCAGCCUUCAAUGUGACCACAACUGUCCCUGUCUCCAACGUAACUACAGCUGUCCCAGUCUCAAAUAUAACUACAGCUGUUCCAAUCAACAAUGCGACCACAACUGUUACUUCGUCAGCGUGACCACACCUUUUCCAAACUCCACUGUAACCGCAGCUGUACCCAGCUGGUCUAUGUCUCUAUGCAUCCAGUGUCCAGGGUGACCACGCCUGGACCAGACCAGAGUGCGAAUCACAAGCACAAUCAAAAUGCCUCCCAAUGUAUCCUGCAUUUACUUUGCAAUAAACUUUUUGAAAUCGAA